Messenger RNA from Ciona intestinalis (vase tunicate), 3360 nucleotides. RefSeq names its product ubiquitin carboxyl-terminal hydrolase 10-like. Lineage: Eukaryota; Metazoa; Chordata; Ascidiacea; Phlebobranchia; Cionidae. Gene Ontology annotation, molecular function: cysteine-type deubiquitinase activity. The record is from RefSeq and is a predicted model, not a curated record. Gene Ontology annotation, biological process: regulation of autophagy; protein deubiquitination; DNA damage response, signal transduction by p53 class mediator. Gene Ontology annotation, cellular component: cytosol; nucleus.
AGGAUUUUAUAUAAAUCGUUGAACAGAUCUGUACAGAAAAUAUCGGAAUUUUGUGGAGCAAUAACAUUUUAAUACUCCCUUUAAAAUGACACUCAGUGUUUAACCAUAUAAAUGGAUUUAAGCUCCACUAUGAUAGAAUUCGGAGAUUUUGAAGUAAAGCUGCAACAGAUUUACAAACACCAUGAGUGUGUGGAGCUUCCUACAUCCUGGCCCCCAGAAGAUACACACCAGUUAUCAUUUUGCUUCCCGGAGGAUAUAGUUGGUGUUGAAAAACCAACAGACCAUGUUCAAGAUGCGGUCAUUGUAAAGUCAAAUGACGCUUCUUUGACUGAACCACCCUCCAACACUCCGUUAUGUAACGGAGGUGGUGAAAAAAUAAAUGACACUUGUGUUGUAAAUGGAAAAAUAUCCAAAGAGGAGAUUAUAUACAAAGAAGAAGAUUUAAAAAUUCCCGAAAAGCGAAAGGGGAAACAACAAGCAGUAAACCCUGUUUCUGUAAAUAAACAAAUAAUUCGUCGCAAAUCUUCCAGUGGGAAUGAGAAUGACGAUGCAAACAAACAAGUACCUUCAAAGGAUACAAUAACAUAUUCUGAAAUUAAUAACAAUAAAAAAAGUUCGGUGCACAUGGAUGUGAAUGGUAUUCCAGACUCUAAAAAUCCUAAACCUGUGGAAAAUCACACCCAUGUUGUCAAUGGAGAUUCCACCAACCAAAGGACUACCAACACAAAACUUUCAACAUCUGAAAAACAAUCACCAGACUCGAACAUUAUGUUAUCUCAAAAAUCCGAACAAACGAAACAAUCUACUCCAAAACAAGUUACCAGCUGGGCUGGACUGUUUCGUGGUUCAGCGAACACAAAUGGAAGCAGUGAAAGCACUGCUCCAGCACCCAAACAAAAACAGUUACCUAUUCGUAAAAAUAACAAUGCGCAAGACAGUACUCCUGCCACAGAACCUGAUAAACGAAAGUCAGACGCAAACAGUGCGAAACCUGUAAGAAAUGGUUCUGCUGCAAAAUCUUCAUUGUGUCUUGUGAAACCAAGUGAAGAUCCAAAUGCAAAGGGAAUUGCAGAAGAGCUACACAACAUGGAGUUAAUAUUCAAACCACAAGCAUUCAUACCACGUGGACUUACCAACACUAGCAAUUGGUGCUACAUCAACGCUACAUUACAAGCGCUGCUGGUGUGCCCACCUUUCUAUCAGUUUCUGAAAAGUAUUUCUACAUUUACUCCCCUGAGUCAGAAGACAGUGACCUGUUCACCAAUCAUCGAUAGUUUCUUGCAACUCGCUUCUGAGUUUCGACCCCUUUCCACAAAGCGUGGAUUUGUAACAAAAGAAGUUCGUCACGGACCUCCAUUUGAGCCACGAUAUAUUUACGACAUGCUUACUCUUAUAAAGUCGUCACUAUCAGAAAAGGGUCGUCAAGAAGAUGCUGAAGAAUUUCAGUCUUGUGUAUUGAACGGACUUCAUGAAGAGAUGACUCAGCUGUUCACGUAUUUGAAUGACUCAGCAAACUCACAAUCUCCGGAAUCUCACUCAGAGCAAGAUGAUUCGUCCUCCACAUCAGAGGAACUGAUGAACGGAGAUGCAGAGAAGGAGGAAUGGGAAGAAGUCAUGGCCACUAAGAAGAAUAAAUCGGCCGUUACACGAAGAGCUGAUGAUACAAGAACCCCGAUAUCAGAUAUGUUCCGAGGAGAGCUAUGCACUUCAGUUUUUCGACCCGGGCAAAAAGUUUCUGUUUCUUACGAACCGUUCUUCUCACUGCCGCUGAGUGUUCCUGCAGACCAUGCAUGUAAUGUGGAUGAUGCUUUGAUGUCACUCACUGACAAAGAAAGUUUCCUUGCAGAUGGGGAAGGACAGUCUGAUGCGUCACGCCAACAAACACUGGAAAGCUUACCACCAAUCUUCAUUCUACAUUUAAAAAGAUUUGUGUACGACAAAUCUGGUGGCUUGAAGAAAAUUGACAAAAAAGUUGAAUAUAAGACUGACAUGGUCAUUGGGAAAGAAAUGCUUUCCAAAUCAGCAAGAAAGCUGAGCAUAAACCAGAGAACGUACAAACUGUUUGCAGUUGUAUACCACCAUGGAGAGAAAGCAACCGGUGGUCACUACACAACCGAUGUGUUUCAUAUCGGGUUAAGUUCGUGGCUUCGAAUCGACGACCAGAAUAUCAAGACUGUACAUCACACUGAGGUUACACGACAUAACCCUUCACGAACGGCUUACUUGCUCUAUUAUCGCAGAAUUGAUCUUGGCUGAUGUGUUAUCUCUGCAUGUUAGUUUAAUAUUUCAACAUUAAGUCUGUUUUUUUUUCAUUCGAAUAAGUUCUUUCUGCUAAUUAAGCAACUCGUUGGUAACUUGUAAGAUUCGGGUCGCUUUUUGUUCAAAAUGCUUCAAUUUAUAUGUAGUAAGCUACAUAUUUAUUUAUGUACAUACAUAUAUAAGCAGAUAUCUAACUAGGCGAGGUAUCUCUCCGCGUAUUCUAAAAAAAUAAAAGUUUUUUUGCAAUUUUGACACCCAUGUAUACCCUCUAGGCUUCUACUGUCUGCUGCUAAAAAAUCUGCUUUUCGAAUAGUAUUGUAUAUUUUCGAUUUAGUAGGUACGGACUUUUCGUAACCUUGGUAAACCUAAUUUACAUUAAUUCCCAAGCUAGUUACAGCAACUGAACAAAAUAACUUUCAAAAAUUUACCAGUAACUUGCACUUUUGCACUUCUUACAGAUAACAUUUCGUAUUCAUUAAUUUUUCUAAGUGGUAUUUAUCUUGUAUGAAACUGAGCUCUAACGACUGUAAUAUUAUAAACUUAAUGCUCCUAAACUGGUUAAAAGCAAGCAUGCUGCUUUUAAGUUUUUUUUUCUAAUCUGGAUUCUCUGAGCGUUUUGUGUUGCUUGUUGCGUGAUGUAGUUAUUUCUAUGCGAGUAAUAACUCGAUAAUUUAUAAGCAAACUUGGCGUUUUCAUUACCGCGAAAGCUGAAGCUUGUAGUACAGUAGGGUGGGAGAAGAUGGGAAACCUUUUCUAUUCUAUUUUCUCAUACCAUUUGGUAGUAAGCAAAGAACAUUCGGAGAAUUAUAAAACCGUAUCCUCACGACUUUCAUAGACCGUUGCUAAUUGCUUAAAAUUUGAUCAAGAUGUUUGGAUAUUAUGUGCUCAAGGUGUCCCAUCUUUCCCCACGGUACUAUAUAUUAGCAAAAUAGAUCACCAAUUCAAUAUAGUUGUCCCAUAUAAUGGUAACGUUUGUUAAAAAGUUAUAAAAACUUCUAUGGUUGUAUUGGUUGUUUACUUUCUGAGCAGUGCAGAAAUUUCUUUCCACCAUUGCCUAUUGUUGUAAUCGCAAUUGACAAUAAAGCCAAGUGUGUGAUGGCA